Messenger RNA from Sordaria macrospora k-hell, 1299 nucleotides. The record is from RefSeq and is a predicted model, not a curated record. NCBI's taxonomy places the organism in Eukaryota, Fungi, Ascomycota, Sordariomycetes, Sordariales, Sordariaceae.
AUGUGGGAAAAGCUGCCAAAUUCCGGGGAAGCCCUAAAGCUUUUGGUACCAAACCUGGAAUGAAAAUUCGGAGGUGGAAAAAGUAAUGCUUUUUAUAUGGUAACAAGUCAAAAGAUGAGUGAAAACGAAAUGGGUUAUCGCGGAUCUAAAUCAAUAAUAUUUAAAAGUCUUAUUGUAAAAGAGCAACGAGUAGACGGUAGCUACAUAAAUUCUAAUUUUUUGGCUUCGCAGCCAAAGACUUUAAUUCAGAAUUCUAUGUUAAGGUGUACUCUAACGGGCUUCGAAAGAAGUUAUCAAGUCAAAGCCCUUUCUAGUAUAACAAAUAAACGGUUUUAUUCUUCUAAAGGGGAAAAUUCUAAGUUAAAUCCUUGAGCAGUAGUAGGAUUUAUUGACGCGGAAGGUUCAUUUAUGGUUAGAGUUAGAAAAAAUUCUAAAUAUAAAACCGGAUGACUUGUAGUGGCUAUAUUUUCUGUGACUGUCGAUAAAAAAGAUUUAUUUUUAUUAGAAUCCCUGAAAACUUUUUUUGGAGGGUUAGGUAGUAUAAAAAAGAGCGGUAAUAGUACUUUUAGUUAUAGAAUAGAAUCAUCUGAACAACUUACCAAAAUAAUUUUACCUUUUUUUGAUAAAUAUUCUUUAAUUACUGAAAAACUAGGGGAUUAUCUCCUAUUUAAAAAAGUUCUAGAAUUAAUGGGUACUAAAGAACAUUUGACCCAAAGAGGAUUAGAAAAAAUAGUAUCCCUUAAAGCUUCUAUUAAUAAAGGUCUAUCUGAGGAAUUACAGGCCGCUUUCCCACAAUGUGUUCCUACACCUAGACCCGAAAUUAAUAAUAAAUUAAUUCCAGAUCCUUUUUGAUUAGCAGGAUUUGUUUCUGGGGAUGGAAGUUUUAAAUCUAUUUUAAAAAAAUCGGAAUCAAUUAAAGUAGGAUUUCAAUCAAUUUUAGUGUUUCAGAUAACUCAACAUGCUCGAGAUGUAAAACUUAUGGAAAGUUUAAUUUCUUAUUUGGGAUGUGGGUUCAUUGAAAAAGAUUCUAGAGGUCCUUGAUUAUAUUAUACCGUAACGAAUUUUUCAGAUAUUCAAGGUAAAAUCAUACCUUUUUUUCAUCAAUAUAAAAUAAUAGGUUCUAAAUAUGGAGACUAUAUGGAUUGAUGUAAAAUUGCAUUAAUAAUGCAGAAUAAAAACCAUUUAACUCCUGAAGGGUUAAAUGAAAUUAGGGCUUUAAAGGGAGGUAUGAAUAAAGGAAGACUACCCUUACCCUCUUCUUUUGAUUCCUUAACCUUCAAAAAACCAGAAGUAGUCUAG